Molecule: messenger RNA, 937 nt
Organism: Alnus glutinosa
Lineage: Eukaryota; Viridiplantae; Streptophyta; Magnoliopsida; Fagales; Betulaceae
Exons: 3
Coding region: 1-882 (293 amino acids)
Source: RefSeq, a predicted model, not a curated record
AUGGUGAAGCUAGCAUCGGCACGAGAAGGCCGAAUGUACGGACCCCGGCUGGCCCGAAGCCGGUCGGAGUACAUAAACGCGGGCCUAUACGUGUUCGCCACCAUUGUGCUUCUCAGUGGGUUUGCGGCUCAGUUCUCAGGCGAGCCAAAGUCUGGUCUUGUGCUUUUGCUCAUAGCCGUGGCGCUUAUAAUAAUGGUUAAUGUGCAUGACCUUGUGGCGCAUCUUGCUGGGGUCGAUUACCGCUUGCAGUUGAUGGGGUUCGACCCGCAGCUCGCGCUCGUGGAGCUUGCUGUUCCGCUGGUUCAGGUUCUGGGAUCGCUUCUUUUCUUCUUGGGGAUCCUUUUUCUUUUUAUUCAGGAAGAGAAAGGAUAUGGUUACUUCAAAUUGGAAAAGCAUGGUAUGAACAUGCUCAUUGCUGGCUCUGUUUUAUGGAUGCUUGGAUCGAUCCACAACUCAUGCCAAAUCUAUGAGAGAGCUGGUGGGCAUGUCCAAAUAUUGCAGCACGGUGUCCUCAUCCCGUUCCUGAUGGGAAGUUUGUUGUUCGUGGUGGGUGCAAUUCUCAACAGUCACGAGCAAUCUGGGUCGAUCCAUCAUGGACUAGAGCUACUAGGUCUGACUUGGAUCUGGCUGGGGAUUUUUGGAAGCAUACUGUUCUUUGUUGGGGGAUUAAUAAAUGUAGUUAAGGUGUACACGAUGCAGCAAAUUGAAGGACUAAGGCUGGAGAAACUGCGGGGAGGGGCACAAGAACGACUGAGCCAAGAAAGGGAAGGCCAGCUCCCCCUCAUCAUUGAAGAGCAGAGGACAAGGCAAAGGCAAGCCGAGGAAGCAGGACUGGUACCGGGCCCAACUCCCUAUAAGGAUGUCCUUGUCGGUCAGAGUUAAACAACCGGGAAAUAUAAUGCUUGUUGCAGUGUACAAAUUGUGUACACAAAUCAUG